AUGCUUGAAAAGUUGAUCAAUCCAAGUAGUAGGGGAAUUGAAAAUAAACAUAUCAGCUUAUUAAGAAAAGAUAUUGCAAUGUUUCUAGAUCAUUCAGGUACAUCUGAUCGAGCUAUUAAUUCCUUAUCUAAUAUGCAAUUAAGUUCUACAUCAAGAGAAAAUCAGC
Messenger RNA from Funneliformis geosporum, 166 nucleotides. The record is from the annotation of a GenBank genome assembly. NCBI's taxonomy places the organism in Eukaryota, Fungi, Glomeromycota, Glomeromycetes, Glomerales, Glomeraceae.